ACCAUCUGAUCGGAGCUCGGAAACAAUGGCGAUCGGAAAAUCGAACAAGUUAUCGCAGGCGGCGAUGAUAAAGCAGAUGGUUAAGAGGUGUUCGAGCAUAGGGAAAAGACAACAUGGGUACGAGGAUGUCCCGAAGGGGCAUUUCGUGGUUUACGUCGGAGAGAAUCGAAGCCGGUACGUCGUUCCGAUCACGUUCUUGACCAGGCCGGAGUUUCAGCGGCUCCUGCAACGCGCCGAGGAAGAGUUUGGGUUUGACCACGACAUGGGACUCACCAUUCCCUGCGACGAACAUUUCUUCCAAUCGCUAAUGUCAAUGCUUAGGUAAAACGGUCGGUCCAAGGAAGGGCUUCUUAGCUUAUUAUUGUGCUUGUUUGAAGCCUAGAUAGCCUAUAGCUAGCUAGCUCCCAUUUAAUGAAUUAGUUUAUGGGAUUCUAUAUGAUGUUUAUCAGACAAUAAUUCUUAAAAGUUGUAUGUAGUUUGCUCACGGUGGUGUUUGAUCAUACCUUUGUACCCUGUGAGGGAACUUAUAUUAAUGAUUAAUGAAUUAAGGAUUCA
Molecule: messenger RNA, 555 nt
Organism: Ipomoea triloba (trilobed morning glory)
Lineage: Eukaryota; Viridiplantae; Streptophyta; Magnoliopsida; Solanales; Convolvulaceae
Product: auxin-responsive protein SAUR50-like
Exons: 1
Coding region: 26-325 (99 amino acids)
Biological process (GO): response to auxin
Source: RefSeq, a predicted model, not a curated record